Ziziphus jujuba (common jujube) is the source of this 2448-nucleotide messenger RNA. RefSeq names its product ATP-dependent zinc metalloprotease FTSH 6, chloroplastic. Gene Ontology annotation, molecular function: ATP-dependent peptidase activity; ATP binding; metalloendopeptidase activity. Gene Ontology annotation, biological process: proteolysis. The record is from RefSeq and is a predicted model, not a curated record. The coding region runs from base 279 to 2324 and encodes 681 amino acids. The transcript has 5 exons. Gene Ontology annotation, cellular component: chloroplast thylakoid; membrane. NCBI's taxonomy places the organism in Eukaryota, Viridiplantae, Streptophyta, Magnoliopsida, Rosales, Rhamnaceae.
UAACGCCCUUUGGUUCAUGCAUAUAACCCACGAACAGAAACACAGCUCUAGAUCCUUCAUGAAUCAAAUGGAAAUUGCCAACACAAAUAUCAUCUCAAAACAUGCCAAAUGGAAGCGCUGGAAACCUCCAUUGUCUUCCAUAUUUAAACAAACACUUUCAUUCCGUCCAAAUCAUUUUUCAACACCCACUAACAGCUUAGCCAGACACUCGAAGAACAAUUCAUAGCAUCGAAGCCUAUCCAUCUUUCAAAGCCAGGUGACCUAUUUUACAAAACAAGAUGUCCCCUGCCUUAUCUCUAUCUAUUUCCCUCCCUCCAAUUUGCAAAUCCAAAGACCCAACAACAAAGGAUAUUUUCCUACCAAAGAACAGUAGUAGAGACAAACCAUGUCCCAGAUCAAAUCCCUCAUAUUUUAAAGUCGGCAGGAGAGACUUGCUAAAUUCUUCUUCAGCCUUGGGCUUAAUAGGAGGAGGGCUCUCUGUUUCUCGGCCCGCGAGAGCCGAGCCAGAGAGCCCAGUUGAAUCAACUUCAAAUAGAAUGACUUACUCAAGAUUCUUGAAGUACAUAGAUGAAGGUGCUGUGAAGAAGGUAGACCUGUUUGAGAAUGGAACGGUUGCUAUCGCAGAGAUCUUCAAUCCAACAUUGGACAAGUUUCAGAGGGUCAAGAUUCAGCUACCUGGAUUGCCACAAGGAUUGUUGAAGAAACUCGAAGAACAGAACGUGGAUUUCGCAGUUCAUCCAAUGGAAAUGAACUGGUGGCCUGCGAUAUUGGACUUUUUAGGAAACUUUGCUUUCCCAUUGAUAUUGCUUGGCUCAUUACUGUUAAGAUCUUCAUCCACAAAUACACCAGGAGGUCCAAACUUACCUUUUGGACUUGGAAGGAGCAAAGCAAAAUUUCAGAUGGAACCCAAUACAGGGGUGACAUUUGACGAUGUGGCAGGAGUUGAUGAAGCAAAGCAAGAUUUCCAAGAGAUUGUGGAGUUUUUGAAAACCCCAGAAAAGUUUUCUGCAGUUGGUGCAAGAAUUCCAAAGGGGGUUCUACUAGUUGGGCCACCUGGGACUGGUAAAACUCUGCUGGCCAAAGCCAUUGCUGGAGAAGCAGGGGUUCCUUUCUUCUCUCUGUCAGGAUCAGAGUUCAUAGAGAUGUUUGUUGGAGUUGGGGCUUCCAGAGUGAGGGAUUUAUUCAACAAGGCAAAAGCCAAUUCGCCAUGCUUAGUUUUCAUUGAUGAAAUAGAUGCUGUUGGGAGACAGAGAGGAACAGGGAUUGGUGGAGGAAAUGAUGAGAGAGAGCAAACACUGAACCAGUUGCUGACUGAAAUGGAUGGAUUUACUGAGAAUAGUGGAGUGAUUGUGAUUGCGGCUACUAAUCGCCCUGAAAUUCUUGAUUCUGCUCUGCUCAGGCCUGGGAGAUUUGACAGACAAGUUAGUGUUGGAUUGCCAGAUAUAAGAGGAAGAGAAGAGAUACUGAAGGUGCAUAGCAAGAACAAGAAGCUGGACAAGGAUGUUUCUCUGAGUGUAAUAGCAAUGCGAACAUCAGGAUUCAGCGGUGCAGACCUUGCCAACCUUAUGAAUGAAGCUGCCAUUCUUGCUGGAAGAAGAGGCAAAGACAAGAUAACAAUAAAAGAAAUCGACGACUCCAUUGAUCGAAUUGUGGCAGGAAUGGAAGGAACCAAAAUGACAGAUGGGAAGAGCAAAAUUCUCGUGGCUUACCAUGAAAUAGGCCAUGCCGUCUGCGCCACAAUGACUCCAGGCCAUGAUCCGGUACAGAAAGUCACCCUUAUUCCCAGAGGCCAAGCUCGCGGUCUAACAUGGUUCAUACCAGGUGAAGAUCCAACUCUCAUCUCUAAGCAACAACUAUUUGCUAGAAUAGUUGGAGGCCUAGGGGGUAGGGCUACAGAGGAAGUCAUUUUUGGUGAACCAGAGACUACAACUGGAGCAUCAGGGGACUUGCAACAGGUCACGCAGAUAGCAAGACAGAUGGUGACAAUGUUUGGGAUGUCUGAAAUUGGACCGUGGGCAUUGACAGAUCCGGCGGUUCAAAGCGGCGAUGUAGUGCUGAGAAUGCUAGCAAGAAAUUCCAUGUCAGAGAAACUUGCAGAGGAUAUUGAUUCCUCGGUACGACGUAUAAUUGACAGUGCAUAUGAGAUUGCAAAGAAACAUGUAAGGAAUAACAGGGAAGCCAUAGAUAAAUUAGUGGAGGUGCUUUUAGAAAAGGAGACCCUCACAGGAGAUGAAUUCAGAGCAAUCCUGUCUGAAUUUACUGAUAUCUCUUCUAUAGAGAAGAUGAUAGACAGGACCUCUAUCCGGGAAUUGAUAGAAGCCUAGACAGAAAAAAUAUCAUGUAAAUUCUUAAUAUCUAUUUUGCUUUUUACAUUUUACAGAUUAUACUAUGGAAUUGUAGAAGAUAGUAAACUAACAAAGAAAUUUAUGCUGAAAUGAGAUUCCCUUA